Messenger RNA from Planococcus citri (citrus mealybug), 777 nucleotides. It is a transcript of the gene Taf13, whose product is annotated as TATA-box binding protein associated factor 13. Gene Ontology annotation, biological process: transcription by RNA polymerase II. Gene Ontology annotation, molecular function: protein heterodimerization activity. The transcript has 4 exons. The record is from RefSeq and is a predicted model, not a curated record. Gene Ontology annotation, cellular component: transcription factor TFIID complex. The coding region runs from base 252 to 632 and encodes 126 amino acids. NCBI's taxonomy places the organism in Eukaryota, Metazoa, Arthropoda, Insecta, Hemiptera, Pseudococcidae.
ACUGAAAAAUAUUCUUGAAGUGCAACAAUUAUUCAAUAAAUUACGCUAAAAAUGCAUUACAUUUUACCCAACUUUCCUCUUCUACCAAAAAAUUCUCAUUGAAUUAUCAAUUUAACCAUUUUAUUCACCAUUCACCAUUUAGAUACCUUAUCAGUUGUUAUCAUAAGACAUCAAUUUUCUUCUCUUCAACUUUCUCAAAAUACGAAAUAUUUCUCUAAUUUUCCCGUGAAACAAAAGUAUUAUUCGAAAUCAUGGCAACCGAAGAGAUAUUCGACUCUUUCGAAGUCGAGGAAGAAGAGCAGCAGCCAACUGUGGAGUAUUCUUCAUCCGGUGGACGUAAACGAAUGUUUUCCAAAGAACUAAGAUGUAUGAUGUAUGGUUUCGGAGAUGAUCAGAAUCCUUAUACCGAGAGUGUUGAUUUCUUGGAAGAUCUCGUGAUCGAAUUCAUCACUGAUAUGACUCAUAAAGCUAUGGAUAUUGGUAAAAGCGGUCGAGUUCAAGUUGAAGAUAUUAUGUAUCUAGUCAGGAAAGAUAAACGGAAGUACGCCAGAGUGAAAGAAUUGCUCAGUAUGAAUGAAGAAUUGAAAAAAGCCAGGAAAGCUUUCGACGAAGUGAAAUACGCUGAUAAAUAACGAAGUAAAAUACAGUUUUUCAAGGUGUUCCCGUAUCGUGGUUUGCAAUUUGUACAUAAUCAUCUCAUUUCUGUUUCGUGUAUUUUUAUUAUUGUAUGCUUUAAUCUUUUUAAUGGUUCUUGAAUUAAAAUAUUUAAAAUUGGUA